GUGGUAAAUACCCAAUGGGAAGACAAACCCAAUUCCACGACGACUGAACAAAGAGUGUUCGAAGAGGGAGAGGAAGAAGCGGAGGACAGGACAAAUCCGACGAGGGAGACGAAGAAGUCGAAGAGUUUCAGAGAGAGAGAGGUGGCGCUUUUGUCGCAGCAAAGUCAGGGAGAAGAGGUAGAGUUUCAGAGAGGGAGUGGGAGAGGGAGAGGUGGCGCUUUUGCCGCUGCAAAGUCAAUAUGGCUGACAUUGUGAAGCAGAUCUUGGUAAAGCCAAUACAAUUGGCGGAUCUCGUUUCGACGGCGGCCGAGGACACACAAACGUGCAAGCAGGAUUGCCUCGAGCUCAAGGCGAAGACCGAGAGGCUCGCCGCCCUCCUCCGGCAGGCGGCGAGGGCCAGCGCGGAGCUCUACGAGCGCCCCACCCACCGCAUCAUCGACGACACUGUGCAGGUGCUGGAGAAGGCCUAUGCCCUUGUCUGCAAAUGCAAGGGCAACGGCCUGGUCAAGAGAGUCUUCACCAUCAUACCGGCUGCUGCCUUCAAGAAGAUGUUUGCUCUGCUUGAGAACUCGAUUGGGGAUGUGUCAUGGCUCUUGCGGGUCUCGGCGAGCGGCGAGGAUAGAGGUGAUCUGGGGCUCCCUCCUAUUGCGCAGAACGAGCCAAUUCUCGGCCUUAUUUGGGAGCAAAUCGCUACUUUGUUCACUGGAUCGUUGGAGGAGAAGGCAGACACCGCCGCAUAUCUGGUAUCUUUGGCUCGGGAUAAUGAUCGCUAUGGGAAGCUUAUUAUUGACGAGGGGGGGGUUGCGCCUCUUCUGAAAUUGUUGAAGGAGGGGAAAAUUGAAGGCCAAGAGAGCGCGGCUCUGGCGAUCGGACUAUUGGGGCGAGAUCCGGAGAGUGUCGAUCACAUGAUACAUGCCGGCGUGUGCUCAGCUUUCGUCAAGGUUCUGAAAGAUGGGCCUAUGAAGGUCCAAGCAGUGGUGGCCUGGGCGGUCGCUGAGCUUGCCGCCAAUCAACCUAAGUGCCAGGACCAUUUCGCCCAAAUCAAUACAAUUAGGUUGUUGGUGAGCCACCUCGCGUUUGAGACAGUGCAAGAGCAUAGCAAAUACACAGUUGCGGCACAGCAGAGGAUGGAAGCCAUGUCGAUUCACUCGGUGGUCAUUGCAAAUAAGGUUGUCAAUGCACAUGAGGACCACGGGGAUCAUCACCAUGACCAUGGCCAUAGUAUUGGAAGCCAUAUACCAGUUCAUCCGUCCUCUAGUCAGUCUCGAAUGUAUGCUCUUGUGUCUAGCACCACCAAAAUGCAUCACCAGAACUCGUCAUCUUCAUCUUCAUCUUCAUCUUCAUCUUCGUUAACCUCGUUGAAUGGGAAACAGGGGUUGUCGCUGUCAGGUGUGAGCUUAAAGGGCAGGGAGUAUGAGGACCCAGCGACUAAGGCUUCUAUGAAGGCCAUGGCUGCCAAGGCCUUGUGGAAAUUGGCCAAAGGGAAUGUGGUCAUUUGUCGAAGUAUCACUGAAUCGAAAGCAUUGCUCUGUUUUGCUGUUUUGCUCGAAAGGGGCCCUGAUGAGGUUCAGAAAAAUUCGGCUAUGGCUUUAAUGGAGAUAGCUUUGGUUGCAGAGCAAGAUGCCGAGCUUAGGCGGUCGGCCUUCAAACCCACUUCACCAGCCACCAAGGCAGUGGUUGAUCAAUUACUAAGAGUGGUUGAGCAAGCUGAUUCCAAUCUAUUGGUCCCAUGUAUCGUAGCCAUGGGUUGCUUGGCUAGAACAUUUCAAGCUCGAGAAACCAGGGUCAUUGGUCCUCUGGUUAUGCUUUUAGAUGAUAGAGAAGAGAAUGUCAUGAGGGAGGCAGCCAUUGCGUUGACCAAGUUCGCUUGCACGGAGAAUUAUCUCCAUGUCGAUCACUCUAAAGCCAUUAUAGCAGCAGGUGGAGCCAAGCAUUUGGUUCAAUUGGUGUAUUUUGAAUCCACGGUUCAAACCCCAUCUCUUGUUUUGCUCUGUUACAUUGCUCUCAAUGUUCCUGACAGUGAGGCUCUUGCUCAAGCAGAGGUUUUGACUGUGCUAGAACGGGCUUCAAAACAGGGGCCCAGGGUUCAGGACCCAAUACUGGAUGAGCUUUUACCCGAAGCUAAAGGAAGGCUUGAGUUGUAUCAGUCAAGGGGGUCCAGGUUCCAUUGAGAGGAGACCCGGUAAAGAGAGAAAAAAGAGAUAUUUGAAAAUGACUUCUUCAAGCAGGACUGGCGAAGUCAUGGCUGUGGACAUAUACUUUAGUAUAUAUUCUUGAAGUGGACAUUGUGCUUUCUAUUAGGCAUUUAACUGGCUUGGUUGGCUUUUUCAAUAAUUUAGCUGUUGAGAAUGUAGCUGGGAUCAAGUUCGUUAUAACUUCCAAUCUGAUGCAUACCAAUAAAUAUUUUCAAGCAUUUGCAGUUUUUGCAAGCUUUAACUUCUUUCUCACUCUAUUCUCAUCAAUCAUCACCGCAUAUAUUGGUCCUGCGGCUGCAGGAUCUGGCAUACCAGAAGUCAAGGCCUAUUUGAAUGGUGUUGAUGCCCCAGAAAUCCUUUCUUUACGAAUUCUAAUCAUCAAAACACGUCAUACUGGACUUGGCAAAAUAUAGGGAGGUGAGCAUGUUCUUCAAAUCUGAAACCGACAUAGAUCCUCUCAUCCAUGGGCUUGUAAUAAAGGAUGUAGCCCUUGUUUAUGAAAGAUUAUAGGUAGCAUUGGAGCCAUCUCAGCAUCGCUCAAUGUGGGAAAGGCAGGCCCUAUGGAUGGACCCACACUCAUCAUCAAGCGCAACGAAUGAGAAUAUGGGAGGCAAGAAAAACCUCCAAUGGACACUUAAGAUGACUACUUCAUUGAACUUAUGGAGGCCGAGACCAGGAUGACUACUUCAUUGAACUGAUGACUACUUCAUUGAACUUAUGGAGGCCGAGACCAGGAUGACUACUUCAUUGAACUAAUGACUACUUCAUUGAACUUAUGGAGGCUGAGGCCAGGGCUACAGAUAACAUACAAAUCUUGUGCGCCAUUAUAAUCUCAGAUAGAGAACACACAAAUGUUGUAUGCAUCACAAAUGUUUUAAGGGAUAAACAACAAUGUUGUUUUAUUGUUGAAUAACGUAUAUUUUUUAGGUUGGGAUAUGGAUGCAUCAUUGGUGGAAGUAAGUAGUGCUCAAAGUAUUACAGGUUACUGUUAAAUGGGCUGAUUUCUUA
Molecule: messenger RNA, 3203 nt
Organism: Amborella trichopoda
Lineage: Eukaryota; Viridiplantae; Streptophyta; Magnoliopsida; Amborellales; Amborellaceae
Biological process (GO): cell surface receptor signaling pathway
Molecular function (GO): protein binding
Source: RefSeq, a predicted model, not a curated record